This is a messenger RNA of Arachis ipaensis, 1131 nucleotides long. RefSeq lists its product as uncharacterized. Gene Ontology annotation, molecular function: protein dimerization activity. Lineage: Eukaryota; Viridiplantae; Streptophyta; Magnoliopsida; Fabales; Fabaceae. The record is from RefSeq and is a predicted model, not a curated record.
AUGCGUGGUGAAUGGAAUGGAUUGCAAGUUCUAGUUUUGAAAGAUUGCCCUUUUGCUUAUUACAUUCAUUGUCUUGCUCAUCGAUUACAAUUAGCACUUGUUUCUGCAGCCAAAGAAGUUUGUUAUGUUCAUCAAUUCUUUUCAAAACUUACACUAAUUGUGAAUGUUGUGACUGUUUCUCCUAAACGUCAUGAUCAGUUAAGGGUUGCUCAAGCAAAUAAUGCUGCAAACUUAAUUGCCAAUGAUCAAAUUGUGACAGGUAGUGGACUUAAUCAAAUUGUUCUUGAAAAAAGCACCGAAGAAGGUAAUUUCUCCACUCGUGGUGAUGCUAGUGCUGUUUAUGAUGCUAUCACAUCCUUUGAAUUUGUCUUUGUUUUGCAUUUGAUGAGAAAUAUUUUGGAAACUUUAAUCCAAAGAAUGAGAGAAUCAAGUUGGGAGGCUUUUAUAAAAGAAGUUAUAUUAUUUUGUGAGAAACAUGAAGUUGAAGUUCCUGAUAUGAAUGCAUUGCAUAUUCCUAGAAGAGGUCGAACUCGCAAAAUUGUUGAUCAAAUUUCAGUAGAGCAUUAUUACCGUGUUAAUUUAUUUCUAGCUGUAAUUGAUACACAAUUUCAAGAGCUUAAUGAAAGAUUCAAUGAUAAUAUGGUGAAAUUGCUUACUUUAAGCUCAACUUUAGAUCCCAGAGAUAAUUAUAAGUUCUUCAGUGUCAACAAAGUAUGUGAAUUAGUAGAACAGUUUUAUCCAGGUGACUUCAGUGACCAAGAGAAAUUUCACAUUAGAAUGCAAGCUCAACAUUAUGAACUUGAUGUUCCUAAUCAUGUUGAAUUAACUAACUUGUGCACAAUUUCGGAGUUAUGUCAAGGAUUAACGAAGACAGGAAAGUCUUUAACAUAUCCUUUAAUUGAUCGUUUGAUUCGCUUGGUAUUAACUCUCCCUGUUUCAACUGCUACAACUGAGAGAUAUUUCUCAGCUAUGAAUAUUGUGAAGAAUAGACUCAGAAACAAAAUGGAAGAUGAAUUGCUUGCUAAUUGUCUUUUGAUUUACAUUGAGAAGAAGAUUGCUGAAAGAUUUGACACAGAUUCUAUUAUCAAUGAAUUUUAUGAUAUGAAGAAUCGACGUGUACCACUUCGUUAG